This is a messenger RNA of Fraxinus pennsylvanica, 363 nucleotides long. The record is from the annotation of a GenBank genome assembly. NCBI's taxonomy places the organism in Eukaryota, Viridiplantae, Streptophyta, Magnoliopsida, Lamiales, Oleaceae.
AUGGGUGUCGCCGGAGGCCUCUGGAAGGACCUCGACGGUGGCAUCAUCUCCACCACCACGAAGGAAGCCGCCAUCGCCCAACUCAAUGGAAGGAUCCCGACGGUCGCAUCAUCUCCACCACCACGAAGGAAACCGCCAUCGCCCAGCUCAAAGCCCUCAGCGACUGAUUGUGGUUGCAAAAAAGAAAGUGAAAAAUCUAUCUUGGUGACGUUGAACUCGACAUCUUCCAAUAGGCCUACUUUGUCCAAAGACAAUGUCUCGAACAACUUGCCAAUGUCUCAAGUGAUGAGCAUAUCAUCUCCUCCACCACCUCAAGCGUUUGGGACACAAGAUAGCAUUGAAGCAAUAACAAAUUUGCAAUGA